CAGCCAUUAAAAGCUCUGUUUUUAAGCCUCUAUUACAAACGGUUUGUUGGGAUAGGACAUCUUCUAACCAAUCGUCAUGACGCAUCUUCAGCCUUGUACAGUCGGCCUGAACGGACUGGGCACGACAGGGGUUUGAGUUAAGCCUGUCAUCGCCAUCUCCCAAAAAGACGCCGCUUUCGCUAUGAUGUCUUCGAUGUCGUCGGUAGCCGGAGCAUACACUGGUGGCUCAGUUCGCAUUAGUGAUUGGACCCGUUACUCCAAGACAAGAAAUGCUUCGGUACUUCCAAUGGCCAUAUCCAUGCCUUUGACCGUCACGCUUGGUGCGCUCAUUGGCAUACUCGUCACUUCGGCAACGAAUAACAUGUACGGCGUCGUCAUCUGGAACCCGCUGCUUAUGUUGCAAUAUGUUCAAAGCAUCCAUUAUACUGCGGCAUGCCGGGCAGGGACAUUCUUCACUGGUGUUGGUCUCAUCUCAUCACAAGUUUUCGUAAACAUUACGCAGAACGGUAUGAGCUCGGGAAUGGACAUUGCUGCGAUCCUUCCUCGGUACAUCGAUAUCAGGAGAGGCUGCAUCGUCAUCUGCGUUGUAGGAAUUGUCAUACAGCCCUGGCGUUUCUUGACUCAGGCUCUUACGUUCCUGACAGUCUUGAGUUCUUUUGCAGUGUUCAUCGCACCGAUGGCCGGUACAAUUUUCGCCGAUUUCUGGAUAGUGCGUAAACAGAUUUGGAAAAUUCCAGACCUGUAUAGUGAGGAUGGUAUCUAUUGGUAUACUGCUGAUUUGAACUGGAGAGCAUUCUUCACCUUUUUCAUGGCGACGUGGCCUUCGAUGGCCGGUUUUGUCUGUGCCAUCAACAAACACCCAAUCGCUGAAGGUUGGACUCGCAUCUAUCAACUAUCGUACUUUGUUGGACUGAUCAUCUCGAUCCCUAUGAACAUCGGGACCUGUAAACAUUUCCCGCCCGAAGGUCUUUUCAUCGCCGAAGCGAUGGAUGAUUCAGAGAUCUUGGAAGGCGCUGCUCCAGCGGACCAAAAUAGCAAUGUUUCCGUUGGCGGCGUGGAAGACACCGAGAAGGGUGCAAGAAGCAAGGAAACCCCUAUUGAAUAUGGUCAGCUUUGA
Mytilinidion resinicola is the source of this 1117-nucleotide messenger RNA. RefSeq lists its product as uncharacterized. The coding region runs from base 182 to 1117 and encodes 311 amino acids. NCBI's taxonomy places the organism in Eukaryota, Fungi, Ascomycota, Dothideomycetes, Mytilinidiales, Mytilinidiaceae. Gene Ontology annotation, molecular function: nucleobase transmembrane transporter activity. Gene Ontology annotation, cellular component: plasma membrane. Gene Ontology annotation, biological process: transmembrane transport; nucleobase transport. The record is from RefSeq and is a predicted model, not a curated record. The transcript has 6 exons.